Carassius gibelio (silver crucian carp) is the source of this 1402-nucleotide messenger RNA. Its product is annotated as zona pellucida sperm-binding protein 3. Gene Ontology annotation, molecular function: acrosin binding. The record is from RefSeq and is a predicted model, not a curated record. The transcript has 8 exons. Gene Ontology annotation, biological process: egg coat formation; positive regulation of acrosome reaction; binding of sperm to zona pellucida. NCBI's taxonomy places the organism in Eukaryota, Metazoa, Chordata, Actinopteri, Cypriniformes, Cyprinidae. Gene Ontology annotation, cellular component: extracellular matrix. Bases 61 to 1365 code for a protein of 434 amino acids.
UGAAAAAGGCAUCAGAGAAGGCCAGUAGUUAUUCUGAAGAUUUCAGGGGGGUUUAUAGCAAUGAGGCUGGUGGUUUUUAGUUGUGUUGGAUUGUUGUUGCUUACUGCAGUUGACUUGGGUUUGGCACAAUGGUCAAGAGUUCAGCAAGGCUGGGAUCCACUAAGAUUCCAAAAGCAACAGUCGCUAGUUUUAGCUCCUCCGCAAUCUGUUAAAGUUCCACAGGCACCAACAACUUUUCGGCCUCCAAAACCUGCAAUGAGUCCUGCUGGGGUGAAUGUACAGAAGCUACAAGAACCUGGAAGUAGUCAGUCCAAACAAAUAAUGCAGGCUCCUAUUGCACCUUUGACCUGGCAUUUUCCAGUAUUGCCGGAAGAACCCCCAAAGCCAGCUGUGCCUUUUGAGCCACAUGUACCUAUCGCUUCCCAGAGUGUUGCAGCAGAAUGUGGGGAGAACUCCGUGCAUGUGGAGGUUAAGAAGGACUUGUUUGGUACUGGUCAGCUGGUGAAUUCUUCAUUUCUCACUUUAGGAGGCUGCGCAGCUGUAGGAGAGGAUUCAGAUGCUCAAGUUCUUGAAUACGAGUAUGAGCUACAGACAUGUGGCAGCUCUCAGUUGAUGACUGAUAAUGAGCUUGUGUACACCUUCAGCCUCCUCUAUACUCCUGCGACUUUAGUAGGAACACCCAUUGUAAGGGCUAAUGUAGCAGCUGUUGGAAUUGAGUGUCACUAUUCAAGGUUGGGUAAUGUAAGCAGCAAUAUCUUGUUGCCCGCUUGGGUUCCUUUUGCUGCAACUAAAGUUGCAGAGGAUGUUCUAGUGUUCUCAUUGAGGCUCAUGACCGAUGACUGGAUGUUUGAGAGUCCAUCCAAUCAGUACUACUUUGGGCAAUUCCUGAAGUUUGAAGCUUCUGUGAAGCAGUACAGCCAUGUUCCGCUGCGCAUCUUUGUGGAUGGUUGUGUGGCUUCUGCGGCCCCUGAUGUGAACACCACCACCUCUCCAAGAUACUCCUUUAUUGAGAACCACGGGUGCCUGAUAGAUGCAAAGCUUACAGGCUCCAAUUCCAGUUUCAUGAAUCGUGUUCAGAAUGACAAGCUGCACUUUCAGUUAGAGGCUUUCAGAUUCCAGCAAGAUGAUAGUGGCUUGAUGUAUAUCACCUGUGACCUAAAGGCUGUCAUGGCAUCAACCCCCACAUCUCCAGAGAACAAGGCUUGCUCCUUCACAAAUGGAUGGACCUCUGUAGAUGACAAUGACCAGGUGUGCUUGUGCUGUGACUCCACUUGUAGUCUAAGGGAUGAAGGACAAGAACCGUCUGAUUUGGGCCUGGUAUCAGAAGGGAAAGCAACCAUUGGCCCACUUGUGAUUACUCCCUGACUUAUUGAGCAGUGCCAAUAAAAUUUUGUAUAAGCAA